ACUGAUAUAUUAUUACACACCACACCACACGCCACGAGGCCUGCCUGCUUUUUCCCUCUCUCUCUCCCAACACUUUUGCAUUCUUUCUCUCUCAACUCUCUUCUCCAAUCCAAACAAGCCCAGAUUCUAUUACUUAUUAUUAUUUGUAUGGCAGCUGCUAAUUCGCAGAGUCGUGGUCUCGCGAGCUUGGGCAAACGAUUAGUUGGGCAGAUCCGCUCUCGUCCUCUUCUUCUCAGCAGCAGGAGUGUACACGUUUCCGCCUACGACAAGAACCCGGAGGACAACAUCAACCCAACUGUGGUCCCGGACCAUGUAAUCCCAGCACAGCCUGAGGAGUACUGGGCUCCUCACCCGCAGACCGGGGUGUUCGGUCCUGCAAGUGAAGAUAAGCCUGGUGCAAGCGUGCAUGCUAAUGGUAGUGAUAGUGGUAGGGCGGAGUCGGUGCUGGAGGAGAAAGCCUUCUUCCGCCCUCUGGAGGACUUGGACAAGCCACCAGUUGAGCCUUGACUCUUGAGAGAGAGAGAGAGAGCUACAUCCACUCUGUGCCCCCCCUAAUUUCUAUAAAUAAGUGUGGUGUGGUGUCUUUAUGAUAUAAAUAAAGAGUUAGAGGAGUAGAAUAACAAUCAUCAUUAUUAUUAAUUAAUGAUCAUAUGUAAGUUUUGUGAGGGGGGAAGAAGUUGCUUUGUUAAAUGAUGAUGUGGUUGGAUGCCUUGCAUAUGAUGUACGGAUACAUUUUGUUAUUUUUCUUCUUUCUUGUGUCCUUGGGGACAACCUUUAUCAUCUGUCUU
This is a messenger RNA of Sesamum indicum (sesame), 788 nucleotides long. RefSeq names its product late embryogenesis abundant protein At5g17165. Lineage: Eukaryota; Viridiplantae; Streptophyta; Magnoliopsida; Lamiales; Pedaliaceae. The record is from RefSeq and is a predicted model, not a curated record.